AUGCUGGACUCAGCUUCUCUUGGUUUGUUCUGUCUAAUUGUUGUUACAGUUAUGAUUGCUGUUGGAUUGAUUGGCAAUGGCUUUAUCACCAUUGCAAAUUGCUAUGACUGGAGAAGAAGGAAAACACUAUCAUCAUCUGAUAUGAUAGCUUUGGUUCUGAGUCUGUCUCGAUUUCUUUUUCUUGGGAUAACUUUGAGCAUGUAUUGCUUGUUCUUUCUUGACACUGGCAAUCAAAAAUGUUUGCCGACAAUCAUGAUUUACUUCUGGGCUUUUUCCAAUGCUGCUAGCCUGUGGAUUGCCACUGUGCUUGUAGUCUUUUAUUGUAUGAAAAUUGUUCAUUUUACCCAGCCAUUCCUGGUGAAAAUGAAGCUGAGGAUUUCUAGAAUGGUUCUCCAGAUACUCCUAGGGUCACUGAUGAUUUCCUUGUUUGUUGCUCUUCCUAUCUUCUGGUUUGAACAUUGUAACAAUUUUUCAAAUGGAACAAAGAUUCCCCUGGUCAGCAGCAAUGGAACACGUCAAGUUCGGAAUUUCCACAUCAAGUUCGGAAUUGCGGCUGUUCUGUACUUUGUGGGGACAUUGCUACCUGCUAUUAUAUAUUUAAUUUCUUCUGUCUUCUUAAUUGUCUCCCUUGUACAUCAUGUUAAGAAGAUGCAAAGGAACACUGAAAGUUUUCCAGAUCAGAGGACUGCUGUUCAUGUCAGAACUGUUAAAGUCCUUGUUUCCUUUCUUAUCCUCUACAGUGCAGGUUUUGCAUCUGAGAUCUCAAUCACCUUGUUCCCCAGUGUCUGGACUUAUCUCGUGUCCACAGUUGUCAUUUCUGGCUACCAUUUGGGACAUGCCAUUACUUUAAUUGUCAUGGAUUCCAAACUAAAGCAGACAUUAAACAAGGUUCAUUGUGAUGCCCUGAGACAAUGUCUGAGCAAAACUCUAUCUUAA
Messenger RNA from Sceloporus undulatus (fence lizard), 936 nucleotides. RefSeq names its product taste receptor type 2 member 9-like. Gene Ontology annotation, molecular function: G protein-coupled receptor activity; bitter taste receptor activity. Gene Ontology annotation, biological process: sensory perception of taste; detection of chemical stimulus involved in sensory perception of bitter taste; G protein-coupled receptor signaling pathway. Bases 1 to 936 code for a protein of 311 amino acids. NCBI's taxonomy places the organism in Eukaryota, Metazoa, Chordata, Lepidosauria, Squamata, Phrynosomatidae. The transcript has a single exon. The record is from RefSeq and is a predicted model, not a curated record. Gene Ontology annotation, cellular component: membrane.